AAUUUUUAUUUUUUUAGUGGUAUUUUAAUUUUUAGCGAUUAUUACUUUAGCGAUUUAGGACGGGAACCUAUUUUUUUACCUGCAAAUGUUAGCAAAUGAACCUUUAAAUCUGGAAAAUGAUAUAUCGAGAAUUAUUAAUAUCCUAAAUCAAUUACAAAAGGUACCAGAUGCACCAGUUCAAAAAUUAAUAUCUUUAGAAAGUGUAUUAAAGAGUGAUUUUUUUAAUGCUGUGAGAGAGGUGUAUGAACACGUUUAUCAUACUGUAGAUAUUGAAGGGAGUCCAGAAAUAAGAGCAAAUGCAACAGCUAAAGCAACUGUAGCCUCGUUUGCCGCUAGCGAGGGUCUAUCUCACCCCCGGGUCGUCGAGUUGCCCAAAACAGCCGAAGGAUUGGGAUUCAACAUAAUGGGAGGCCAAGAACAAGCUUCCCCCAUAUUCAUAUCCAGAAUCAUUCCCGGGGGAGUAGCUGACAAACACGCCCUUAUCAAUUCGAAAGAAACCAAAGGUGACGGCGGCCUCAAAAGAGGAGAUAUGCUGAUAAGCAUCAACGGAAUAAGCGUUGAGGGUGACACUCACGAGAAGGCUGUUGAAUUGUUAAAAGCUGCAAAAGGCAGCGUCAAAUUAGUGGUUUGCUUCACGCCUAAACUAUUAGAAGAAAUGGAAAGAAGAUUCAGCAAACGAUAAAACAUUUUUAUAAUUUUUUUUAAAAAUUCAAGAUAUGAGAAAUUCGUCACAAAUAAUUUUUAUUGAUUUAUA
Gordionus sp. m RMFG-2023 is the source of this 754-nucleotide messenger RNA. RefSeq names its product protein lin-7 homolog C-like. The record is from RefSeq and is a predicted model, not a curated record. Gene Ontology annotation, biological process: maintenance of epithelial cell apical/basal polarity; neurotransmitter secretion; protein localization to basolateral plasma membrane. Lineage: Eukaryota; Metazoa; Nematomorpha; Gordioida; Chordodea; Parachordodidae. The transcript has 5 exons. Gene Ontology annotation, molecular function: protein binding. Gene Ontology annotation, cellular component: synapse; basolateral plasma membrane; cell-cell junction. Bases 86 to 682 code for a protein of 198 amino acids.